CUAGUAAGACUUCAAGAUAAAAUAAAUAUUCAAUAUUUAAAUGUGGUCAAGAUGCUUUCUAUAAAAAAGUUCAUUAAUAUUUAGGUUGAAAUAUUAAAAAUAGCUAAUAAUUCCCGUGGCAAUUAGAGAUGCACAUGGUAGUUAUGUUUAAUUGGUGUAAAGAUUAUGAGGGGGUCCUUAUCUUUGGAUAAUUUGAAGCCUGCGACAUAAUUACAGGCUUCUAUAAAAGAAUGGAUGUUUUUCCUCUGUAAUUCUAUUCUCAGGCUGCAUAAAUACAGUAUAGCCUUAAUCAUCCAGCUGUUGGCUUCAACACACAUGAUGGUCUCUAAAUACCUUCACUGCAUAGAUUUCCAUGAAUCUUUUUUAGAAACUCUGUGCAGGAUUACAAAUUCCGAACUCCCCUUCGUCACGAACGCGAAGAAGCUGCAGCAAGAAGAGGAGGAACGAAGAUGAUAAAGGGGAGGGGGUAAACACUCCCAAACGGAAAAGAGCCAUGUCUCAUAAGGUCCUAGCACUGAGACGAAAGAAGGAAUAACAAAGCCACAGAAAGAGAGGACGACGAAAGCAAAUACAUGCAAAUGAGGAGCUGCAUCAGUAGUCGCAGACACAAAUGCAUUGUGUGUGUGUUUGCAAUGAGAGGGCAGGCAUUGCACUGUGACUGGUGCUGCUGAGCACCAAUCUCUCUUCUGUCUGUGAUCCCCCCUGCAGCUUGGCACCAUCCAGCCAGGCGAGGACGGAAGGAGGCUUUCCAGGGCUUUUUGAUUUGGGAUUUGUAUGAAUAUGAGAGGAUUUGGACCACGUCGCCGCCACAGCCGCCACUGUUCUUUUCCAUAGCGCGUGUGAAACGUGGAGAUUCAUCCGGUUUGCCUCGCUCCCCUCGGCUGUUAUGGUCCUGCCUGAGAAUCAGGGCAUCACCCGGACGUGGGGCUCCGGCUGACCGCAGCAAGCACACUCCAGUCAUGGGGGCCAAACAGAUGAAAUGGGACACCAUCCAUCCAUCCCUUUUCUCAAGCCCUUGAGCUGCAGCCUAUCGCAGAUGACUUUAGCCUCAGCUCAGCCAGCCCUGUGCGCUCCCCCAAAGAGGAAUAUGCGGUCACCUGCACCAGCGACACGCCCGGACAGGAAACCAUCCGCCAUCAGCCUGAGGAGCAGCAGGCAGGACUGGGCCAUGACAAAUCAGAGCUGACGGACAAGAAGCAGCUCACAGAGGAGGUGUCUUUCUGUGGGCUGUGCCCCUCCCUUGGGCAUGAUAUGCCAGAGGAAGAGAAGUCCUGGGAGGAGCAGCUGGACAUCCACCAGGAGCAGCUGGAGAAGGAAAUGCAUGAGGCCAGGAGGAUGGUGUUACGCCUCCAGGCUUUGCUCCUCAAUGGCUCCCUCCCAGAGGAUGACCCGAGUGGAUCUGUGAGCUUCGGAGACAACAGGGCAAACGGCGAGCAGCAGCUGGUUCUCACGCGCAGCUGCCUGGACCAAAGCGUGGAUGAGGCCCUUGAUCUCAAACGGGAACUCCUGAGACACAAACAGGAGGUGCGCCAUAUUCAGGCCAUCAAGGAUGCCCUGCAGCAGCGACUGUCUUUGCAAGAGGAUGCUGUGCUGCAGCUAAAGCAGGAGCUACUGAGGAGCAACAUGGCCAAAGAUCAGCUGGAAGGGGAAAAUGUCGUGCUCAAAAACAAGCUGAGCGAACGCAACACAUUGCUCGGCGAGUAUGAGCAGCAACUCGGGAGGAAGGACAGGAUGCUUCAGCAGCAAAAGCACGACGAAGCUCAGCACAAAGCGCAAGAUGUUAGCCACAAUCGGUCAUUCAGGAGUGAAGGUGGUUACAAGAGCUCUCCUCCAGUAUUCCAGCACAGUGCACCCGGUGAGGAGCUGCAGCUGGUGAGGGAAGCCCUGCGUAGUUUGAGAGACAAUUUCUCCGGCCAUGACCCACAGCAUCACACCCUGGACACCCUUGAGCAGGGCGUGUCAAGCCUCAUGGACCGCCUGCACUCGGAAGCCCAGCGACGGCAGAACAGAGGGGAAUUUAAAUCGCCGGGUCGCAGAGCCAACUCUUCAGACCGAGACUCAUGGCCACCGAGCUCAAAAAUGGCACACUCUCACAGCAGUCCAGGAUUGGAUGGCAUCGUGUCCACUAAAGUGCUGUACUACACUGAUCGCUCCCUCACCCCUUUCCUCAUUAACUUACCCAAACGGCUGGGCGAGGUGACGCUGCGAGACUUCAAGGCCGCUGUGGACCGGCAAGGCAGCUUCAGAUACCACUUCAAAGCGCUCGACCCGGAGUUUGGCACCGUGAAAGAGGAGGUAUUUCAGGAUGGCGCGGUGGUACCGGGCUGGGAAGGGAAGAUUGUAGCGUGGGUGGAGGAAGACCAUGGGGAGAGGAGGUAGAAGCCCCCCCCCCAAAAAAAAAAAAACUCAGUUGUGUUCACUGGCACAGAACUUGACUGAACACUUGGGACCAAUGGACUGAAAUCAAGAUUGAAAUAUUUCAUGUCAAGCAAUACUUGUUAGACACUGUUUACAUCUCAUAAAUGUGGACAUGAAAUCAGUUAUUUUGAUAGCAAUGGUCCCUAAAAAUUUUAAUUAAAUUAACUGUAGUAUUAAGACGGAAUGGAUCUUCACUGCCAUUUUCCACAAGUUCCACAUUGCCAAAUCGUGGAUGUUUGCCACUUGUCUCUUUCAGUGUUUUAAUAAACAUUAUCGCAUGGACCAUC
Hippocampus comes (tiger tail seahorse) is the source of this 2705-nucleotide messenger RNA. RefSeq names its product DIX domain containing 1a (gene dixdc1a). Gene Ontology annotation, cellular component: cytosol. NCBI's taxonomy places the organism in Eukaryota, Metazoa, Chordata, Actinopteri, Syngnathiformes, Syngnathidae. Bases 1252 to 2379 code for a protein of 375 amino acids. The record is from RefSeq and is a predicted model, not a curated record. Gene Ontology annotation, biological process: canonical Wnt signaling pathway. The transcript is spliced from 16 exons.